AUGUCGCUCCCGUCUCUCUCCUCGCGCGAGUACCUGGAGAGGCUCCCAGGGACCACCUUCAGAAGGCUCUACCAGCAGCCCUCUACAGCUCUAGCCAUCUUCAGGCGCAUGCUCCCUCACCUGGCAAAGACAUUCGCCAUGGCUCUCCUAUACAUGACCAAGCCCCUUCCCCUGGCUGACCUUGAUCUUUGGGUUCGCCCAGGGAGCAAGCGACAAAGAGACGAAGCCCUAUCGCUAUUAAAUCGACUUCACAUGGUUACCAUAACCGCGCCGAGUAGAGACGAUCCUCAGGCUGUGUCCUUAACGAAAGCCUUUAGCUCCUCCCUUCGACUUGCGCUUACUGGAGGCGGUGAUCAUCAAUCCUUUGGAGUACCUGCCAAUGACCUAGAAACCGCCAACGUGGACGUUCAAUUCCUAGACGAUUUUGCAAGAGCACAGUGGGAAGGUAUACUGCAUUAUAUCGUGAGCAAUGUUGGCGACGGCAUGCGGCAGGCGGGUGAAGGUCCUACUGCUGGUGUAAAGCAGUUGCUCGAAGCCGGGCAUAUGGUCACACGGCAAAAACGUUCAGGCGGUGGCAUAACACAAGCUGGGUUCUCUUUUCUAUUGCAGGAGGUAAACGCGCAAGUGUGGACCCUUCUUCUGCUUUGGAUUGAGAACGCCGAGAAGAUGGGCAUGGAUUCGGUCGAAGUUCUUUCCUUUCUUUUUAUGCUCGGUUCUCUCGAGCUUGGCCGUGCGUAUAGCACUACCAUCCUUACGGCAUCUCAGAAAGAAAUGCUUACACACUUGGUGGACUUCGGGCUGGCGUAUAUUCCUCCUUCAACACCGAACCAAUUCUUCCCGACGCGCCUAGCUACCACCCUCACCUCGGAUGCCAGCGCUCUGCGGAGUGUAGCUGCUGGCUUUGAUAACGCACUUUCCGCAGGGGCCGGCACGGCGGGCUUCAUAAUUAUCGAAACUAACUAUCGCCUUUACGCUUAUACCUCAUCCCCCUUGCAAAUCGCCGUCCUGUCUUUAUUCACGAAACUGACUACCCGAUACCCAAAUAUGGUAUCUGGACGCAUAACUCGAGAGUCCAUCUACCGAGCUAUCUCCCAUGGCAUUACAUCUGAGCAAGUCAUAUCUUAUCUGUCUACGCACGCGCACCCGCAGCUUCUUAAGGUUGCAACGGCAAAGGGUGCCCCUGUGCUCCCACCUACUGUUGUCGAUCAAAUACGGCUAUGGCAGAUUGAGAAUGAACGUAUGAAGGCUACGCCUGGGUUCCUCUUCAAAGACUUUGAGAGUCAGAAGGAGUAUGAUGGGUGUGUAAAAUACGCAGAUGAGAUUGGGGUCUUGGUGUGGAAAAAUGAUGGAAAGCGGAUGUUCUUCGUGAAUAGGAUGGAGCAGUUAAGAGAUUAUAUCAAGAGCAGGAAGGUCAAGUAG
Molecule: messenger RNA, 1419 nt
Organism: Venustampulla echinocandica
Lineage: Eukaryota; Fungi; Ascomycota; Leotiomycetes; Helotiales; Pleuroascaceae
Exons: 4
Coding region: 1-1419 (472 amino acids)
Biological process (GO): nucleotide-excision repair
Cellular component (GO): transcription factor TFIIH core complex; transcription factor TFIIH holo complex
Molecular function (GO): ATPase activator activity; double-stranded DNA binding
Source: RefSeq, a predicted model, not a curated record